This is a messenger RNA of Stegostoma tigrinum, 3830 nucleotides long. RefSeq names its product POU domain, class 3, transcription factor 3-like. Gene Ontology annotation, molecular function: RNA polymerase II cis-regulatory region sequence-specific DNA binding; DNA-binding transcription factor activity, RNA polymerase II-specific. Gene Ontology annotation, biological process: regulation of transcription by RNA polymerase II; brain development. Gene Ontology annotation, cellular component: nucleus. The coding region runs from base 311 to 1507 and encodes 398 amino acids. The record is from RefSeq and is a predicted model, not a curated record. Lineage: Eukaryota; Metazoa; Chordata; Chondrichthyes; Orectolobiformes; Stegostomatidae. The transcript is spliced from 2 exons.
GGUAGCCAAUCCGCGGGAGCCUCUGGCUGAACUUCCUCCUUUUUUUGCUGUGGUGUGCGGGGAGAGCGCGGCGAGGUAAACACUGGCUAUGUGAGCGGGGAGCUGUCAAACAGCAUCUUUCCCAAGUCCCACCAGCAUCCCAUAUAUAACAACAAACUCUCAGCAACAACAACAACAACAAAACUGAGCAAAAAAAAACAAAAGGAACUUUAAACAAAAACAACUCACUUUAUUUAUAUUUAUCUCUGGCAAUCAGACAGCAACAACUACAAAAAAAACAGACGGGAGAAAGAGAGAGAGGGAAAAAGCCAUGGCGACAGCGACGUCCAAUCCCUACAUGCCGAGCAAUAGUAUUCUGUCGUCCAACUCUAUCGUGCACAGCGACUCGGGCGGCAUGCAGCAGGCGACCACGUACCGCGAUCCCUCGAAAAUGGUGCAAAGCGACUUCAUGCAGGGGGCCAUCGCCAGCAACGGGCACAUGCUCAGCCAUGCACACCAGUGGGUGACGGCGCUGCCGCACACCGAUGCCGGCUCGCCUUGGUCCUCGGCCAUGGCAGGCAGCCCCUUGGGUCAGCAGCAGCAGCAACCGCCGCCGCCGCCGCCGCAGCAACAGCAGCAGCAGCAGCAGGACGUGAAGCCGUCGGUGCAGGUGGUGAGCCGGGACGAGCUGCAUACGGGAGCCGCUCCCUUGCACCACCACCGCCCACCCCACCUGCCGCCUCACCAGCCGUCUCACGGCGGCCACCCGACCGCCUGGGGGGCGACCACCACGGCUCACCUGUCGUCCAUGGGCUCGGCCGUCCAGCCGCUCAUCUACUCGCAACCCGGCUUCACCGUCAACGGCAUGCUGAGCCAGGCGGGAGGGCAGAGCCUGCACCCGGGGCUGAGGGACACGCCGGAGCUGGUGGACCACGGGCAGCAGCACCAUAGCCACGAGCACUCGGACGAGGACACGCCGACCUCGGACGACCUGGAGCAAUUCGCCAAGCAGUUCAAGCAGAGGCGGAUCAAGCUGGGCUUCACCCAGGCCGACGUGGGCUUGGCGCUGGGCACCCUCUACGGCAACGUCUUCUCCCAGACCACCAUCUGCCGGUUCGAAGCGCUGCAGCUGAGCUUUAAAAACAUGUGCAAGCUCAAGCCCUUGUUAAACAAGUGGCUGGAGGAGGCCGACUCGUCGACCGGCAGCCCGACCAGCAUCGAUAAGAUCGCCGCUCAGGGCAGGAAGCGAAAGAAGCGCACUUCCAUCGAGGUGAGCGUCAAAGGAGCGCUGGAGAGCCACUUCUUGAAAUGCCCGAAGCCCUCGGCGCAGGAGAUCGCCAGCCUGGCUGAUAGCCUGCAGCUGGAGAAAGAGGUGGUCCGGGUUUGGUUCUGCAAUCGGAGGCAGAAAGAGAAACGCAUGACGCCGCCGGGAGGAGUGCAGCAGACGGACGAUGUGUACUCACAGGUCGGCAAUGUAAACGCCGACACACCGCCCUCUCAUCACGGACUACAAACCGCCGUGCAGUGAAAGCAAAACGUAAAGCAUAGGCUGUUUAGAUCGGAUUUUUUUGUAAAAAAAAAUUUAAAAAAAAAACAAAAACAAGGACAAAACGAAAUCAACAAGUCCAGGACUAUCGCAUUGAUAGCAGGUUUUCUACUGUGAUUUGUGAGGCUGGCGAUUGCAUAGAAUGAGUGCACCAAAAUUGCAGAUGUCUUAUCAUAAAAAAACAAAUACUUCUGAACCCCCCCCCCCUCCCCGGCCUGUGGUGAUCGACGGGUGGACCCCAGAUACUUCCAGAUAAGUGUGUCUACAUUUAGUCUGCUGUUUCAGAAAGACUGGUUCAUGAAAUAAUUUCAGAUUUGGUCCAGCGAGCUCGGAUCGGCCGUGGGCGCUGGAUGGUGCCUGGUGUACUUCUAGAGGCUGGCUUUUCUUGGCUAUAUCAGGUGCAUAGACAACAACACUGAGAUAGAAAACCGUUCAUUCUGUAGGUUGAAAUACUGAAUACUGUCCUUUAUGUUAAACACUGUAAUCUGCAGGAGAAAGGGAGCUAAUCCGUACUGACUAUCGAAUAAAAAAAAGACCGGUAAAAGGGGGUCUUAAAAACAUGAAACUUCAGAGCAACAUUAAACCUGCAAGGCAGGGGAAAUUUCAAGACAAAACAAUUAAAUGGGUUGAUCCAAAAAUAAUGACAGAUGGAACUUUCUGCAGCAAGGUUAGUCGGAAAAGACAAAACAAAAGAAAGACUCGGGGAUUUGGGCGAGAAAUUGCCCCAGAUGUGGCUUUGAUGAUUGGUUCAUUAUGUUGUCUUCGACCUCAUUCUUCCCACCCGCCUUCCCCCCCCAAAAAAAACUUAGCCCGAAUGUUUUCUAAUUUCAUCUCCAGCCCAUUGGAGUAGAAGAAUUUUUUAUAUAAAAAAGAAAGAGAAAAAAAAAUCUCCACCAUCUGCAGCUGCACUUACUGAACUUAUCCUCUUUAAAAAACAUUGCCAAGUUGAAUGAAUGGGUGCUGUGGAUGCGACUGUAUAAAACUGCCAUUUCCAAGCAGUGUUCUUGAUUUCCAGCAUCCGCAGUUUCUGUGGGUGGUGUCGAUUGACCUGAACAAUCAACAGUCAGAGCAAUAUUCAAAUAUGUGUUACAUUCACCAGUGACUUGGUUACUUUCAAUUCAUCUGCAAAUAACCAGCAAAAGUCAGUGCAAACAUUAGUUGGAGUAAUUUCACGUGAAAUCAAUCUACUGGUAUUGUGUUUUCUCAUCAGUUUUUUUUUAUUUCCAACGAGUUUAGUAAAACAUAGCAACAUCUCUGAAAUAUGUCACAGUUGAUGAAGGUGUGUUUUACACAAAAGCUCCUGAUGGAUAUUAGAAGCUGGACAUUUUUUCGGCUCUAAUCAGUUGAAGGAUGUUCGCGUUAUUGAACCACGUACUCAUCGAAGCCGCCAUCUUUCAUACCCUCUCAGUGAGAUUUUCGUCUUGGGGCCCAAUCAAUGGAGAGUGUUUGCUGUGGUUUUGAAGACACUAAGAAUCAGUCUGAAACUGAUGACAAACUUUCCGAGAAGGGAGUUUAGACUCACUAAGCGGCACUUCCGACCUCUCAAUCCACGCAUGGUUCGAUUUCAGUUUCCGUCGUUUAAAGACCAGUUAUUAAUACAUUCACCACCUAGCAGCCCACUCACCUCAGCCAUUGUUCGUUUUAGUGGAGUUUUGAACGCAACCACUACCAUCUUUGGGUGCAUUGCUGCCCCCUGCUGCUGAAUGCAAAGUUUAAGCUGUAUUAACCUAGUUCGUAAUGAAAGGACUAUUCGUCAGUCGCAGAUGUUAAAUUUAUAUAUAUAUAUAUAUAUAUGUAGAGUAUAAAAUAAGGCGAUAGAUGUUACUUGCAACACAUCCACAAAACAAUUUAAAGAUAUUUGUCAUCAAGAGACAGGCUCAUUUUAAAUUCCAUUUGAAAUUGUGAUGGAAAAUGAAAACAAGGCCGAGAAACAACACAUGAUUAAUUAAAUAAAAAGAUGUGUAGUAACCAAUCUACUGGGUUUGCGCGAAAUGAACAAUAUUUGGAUAGUGUGGUUUGUUGAGUUGGUCAUAAACAUUCAGUUACCACUUGCCUAAUGGGGACUGCACUUUGCAAUGACAUACAUGACGGUAUCUGCAAGACGACAAAUGCAUACCUUGGAAUGAUCUAAUUAUGUUGCUAAAACACGCUGAUAGUGCAAUCAUCAUUUUGGUGGCUCUGCGUGGCAUACAGUCAAAAAUCUCGGUCUUGCAAUGUUAUGUCAUGCAUUCCAUGUUACGCCAAGUUUGUAAUUUGUAUGUUUAUCUUUCAGUCAGUCUACAAAUAAAGCGAGAGUUGUAUCACU